AUGAAAGUGUCAUAUAAAAGGUUUAGUACAGAGUUCAUUUGUGCUCUUGCACUCUAGACUGUUGGAAUCAGAUAUUCGUCCAUGCAGCCACCUGGUAUAAAGAACUGAUGCACUAAAGAUUCUAACUAGUCCCAAAAUACUGGAAUAAUGGGGUUUAAGAAGAACCUCUUAUUUGUAUUUGCAAUAUUUAUCCUUUCUGGUUGCCCAGUACAGAGUACACAGAAGUGCCCAAAGGAUACCGUAGACCGUACAACAUACUGCUCUGGAGCAUUUGAGACAAUUGAUGUUUCAGAAGUAUGCCCACUUCCUCUCAGGGAAGCUGCAUGUGCUAAUAACAAUAAUGUUGAGGGAUACCAUUUAGAAGACUAUAUCCAAUGCUAUGCUAAUGACAGUAAAACUAUCCUGGAUACAGAUGGCUUUCGUAUUCUCUUCAGUGAAAUUCCUGUCGACACUAUAGCAGAUGCUCUAGAUAUCUUCACUAAUGAGAUUCCUGGAGUCUACGAUACGCCUAUGGAAGGCAGAGCAGUUUUAUUGAGAGGAAUAUGGGACAGAUUACAAUCUACAGACAUAUUUAUGACUAAAGAUUUUCUGACAACUUGGUUUCAAGUUAAGCUUAAGCCACUGCUUCCUGCAAUCCCCAGAGAAAUCUUAAACUGCAUGACCCUGUACCCAUUGUCUUGUGAUUCCAUGCAGAUAAUCGUUCAAGCACUGGAUGAUGUUUAUACAUCUAUGGAUAAUGCAGAACAGACAGUUGUUGCAUCCUGGAUAACAGAAACCUUGAACCUGAUUGGAUGCACCAAGAAAUCAUCUUCAGCUUGGAUUUCAGCAUUCUGGAAAAGCUUCAGCAAAAAUGCAAAAUAUUCAGACUUCAUCAGGAGCUGGAGUGAUUUUGAUGGAUAUGCAGUCGCUAAUAUCAUGACAGCAAAACAGUUAGCAGAAUUAACUGCAAAAACAAAUGGACUACAAAAAUCAACAAAAACUCGAGCGAUUAUACAAACUCUGAAUGAUAACAACAUUGACUAUGUUGCUGAGUAUCUGGACAGCUUUUCAACCCUUGCAGAUCAGAUGCAUCUGGAACUUAGUCCCAAUCUGUGUAACAUGAUGUUAAGAGUUAUUUUGUAUAGACUGAAUACCACUUACCCAGAAAGAUGUUCUCCAAGCUUGGACAACUGGUUUCAGGAUAAACUGCGGCCAUUUAUGUUUGCUGCAGAUGCACGGCUGCUUAAUUUGCUACCUAGUGAAUACAGCUGCAAGGAAUUUCAAGCAAUAUAUAAAGGAAUAGACACAUCUUCAGCGAUAUUCAACGCAGAUUUCCAGAAAGCUGAAUUUAAUGCCAAACUUCAGUUUCUUAAUUCACAGCUUCAGAACACCGGGUCUGCCUGUACAUACCUCAGUUCAGGAACAAGUGAAUGGCUUCACGCUAACUUCGGGCCUAGCAGUCUGCUUGCUUCAUACAGUGACUUCAAGCGUCUAUAUCCAGAUUUUGAUGCACUUCAGGUGGUAAAUGAUCUAACAGCUACACAACUGGCAGAUGCAACAAUAGAUUUAAAUUUACUGGGUGCAGCAUCAACACCGUAUGAUUCAGCCAUAGCAGAAGCAAAGAUAACAAUUAUCAUGGAUUCUCUUAACCAGCAAACAUUUUCUGAUUUUCAAGAAUACUUAACACAGUUCCUUAAAAGUGCUUCAAAGGAAAACAUACAAUCCAUUCAAAAUGAGAAAGUAAGAUUUAUUAUGUGGACAACCAUUUUUGAUAAAUUGACUGAGAAAAUGGACAACUUCAUAACAGCAGAUUGGGAAAACUGGUUCCAGUUACGGGCAAAACUCUUCACCCCAAGUAUUAAGCCAGAACAGCUCAGUGAAAUUUCCACAAACAACUGUUUAGAUUUCCAAGCCAUUGUACUGGGUCUGGAUGCUGUUUAUGAAGAGAUGACUCAGAAGACACAAGAAGACAUCGCUAAAUGGAUUGUCACUUUUCUAGGUAAAAAAAGUUGUGACAGCAGUGACUGGUUUACUUUGAACUGGAGACGUUUUGGUCAAAAUGCAAAUUUAUUAGACAUCAUCACUGUCAAACCUGACUUUAAUGGGUUCAAAUACCUGGCUCAGCUUAAUGCAACACAAAUAGCUGAUUUAACUUUAAUAUCUGGAGCACUCACCAGUGUUGCAAGCACAAAUACAAUCUUCAAAAAGCUUGCAGAUGAUCCUGGCAACACUGAUCUGGCUGCUUACUGGGACAGGAUAAACAGCAGUAUUACCCAGAGCAACACGACCAUUGAUAUAAGCAAAGAUGUCAGUGAUGUUAUGCUAACAAAGACAUUGGAACAGCUCAGAAGCAGUAUGUUGCAUUUCACAGCACAGGAUUAUAAAAUAUGGACACAACAUAGACUACCUCUGGUCCUUCACAGCAUCAGUAUAACAACGCUGAAAUACAUACCUUCCAAUAUACCAUGUGAUUCACUUAAGGAAUUAACUGCUGGACUAAAUCAAGUAUAUUUAUAUUUUCCUGAAUCAAGUAAACAAGCUGUAACAACAUUCAUAGUUUCAGCUCUUCAAAAUACAAUUUACAGAAAAAAGAUCACAGUGGAUUCAUUCUGCUCAACAUAUAUGACAUUUGAAGACUGGCUAUUUGAAAUUUUUGGCCACUUUUCCAUGCAGGCUGAAUUUUCUCAAUUGAAUUUAUACAGAGAUGGCAUAGGAAAUCCAUAUGAAAUUCUUCAUCUGCUAACCCCAGUACAAACUGGUGACAUGAUACUGAUGUCGGAUACACUAGAACGGAUUCCAUUAGUAAACAAACUCUUUGACUUCUUGGAGACCAGACCGGUUAGUCAUGUAAGAGCAACCAUAAGACAAUUUACUGCAAGAGCAAAACAGGAAUACUUGGUGCAUGUACCACAACUUGACGUGGCAAAGCUUAUGCUUCAAAGAUACAUGCUUAUAAUUUCCACAGAAAGUAAUACAUAUAAUUCCACAACAUGGGAAGAUAUAUUUGACAAUGAGGUGUUCUACUUCAUUUCUGUCUUCAGUGAAACAACACUGCAGUACAUAGUUGUUGACAACUGCGCUCAGCUUGAAGCCAUAGUUCAUGGACUCGGUAUUGGGUAUGACGAUAUGUCACUUAUUUCAUUAAUAGAUGUUGUGGCAUGGAUUACGUCUUCCCUCAACAAGAUAAAUGGCUGCAAGGAGAUACCACCAGAAAUAUGGGCAAGUUCUGUUUGGGACCAUUUUGUGAACAGGGUCAGCUUAUUAGCUAUGGAAGAAAUAAAUCCUAAGUUUGAACCAAGUCAGCUUCUGCACACACUGACCGUGUCACAGCUAAGCGAGUACACUGUGAUAUCUGAUGCACUAACAAAUGUUGCAGAGAUAGAACGAGUCUUGAAUGAACUACUGGCAAGAGAUGACACAAAGAUUUCCAAUAUUAACUUAUACUUGGCACUGGUCUACCGAUAUGCUGUAAAGCACAAUGUUACUGGUAUAUCAAAUAUCUCCGUCAGAGAUAAAAUGCUGAACACUCUCUUUCCUUAUGUGAUUUCAAAUUUGGACACCAUGACAACAGAUGACAAAAAUGUGUGGUUUCAAGAGAAGCUGAAGUGGUUGAUGCCUAGCCUUCUUUCACUUAAUCUGGAUCAAGUACUACAAGACAUCAGCUGUGAUUCAUUCCUUAUCAUAUGCAAAGGCUUGGAUAAUGUGUUUGGGCUGUUAUCAGAUGAAGAAAAGUUAACUGCUUAUAAUUUCAUUAAAUCUUACUUGAGCAAACAGUUGAAGAACACAGGUAAUGCAUGCACAGCAGACAUCACAGACAGCAGUGAAUAUCUAGUGAGAAACUUCCGAAGGUUCUCUUUUGCAGCAACUAUUGCAGAUCUCGAAUUUUUAUAUGAGGAUUUUAAUCUGUUUGAUGUCCUUCCUCAACUCACUUCAGUUCAAAUAGCAGAAGCCACAACAAAAAGCAACAUUCUCUAUGAUGCUAUUGCAGUGGCCAGGCUCUUGUCAGAAAUGCAGAAGCGACCUUUUACCGAAAUAGUUACCUACAUCACAACACUUAGUCAAUUAUUACAGCAGAAAAACAUGAGAACCAUUACGAAUGCAAGUGUACGGGAUUUCAUAUUAAAGACUGUUUAUCAGCCACUACAAUACAAACUACCAACCUUUGUUUCUACCGAUUACUCAGAUUGGUUUACAAAGAAAUUGCCUGCGCUGUUAGCUAGCGUAACCCAAGAGCAAAUUGAAAAAUUCCCUGAAAAUAUUGAUUGCAGUUCUCACGAAAUCAUAAUCCAGGCAUUAAGCAACGCCUUUGAUAAGAUGACCGAAGUACAACAAACUGCUGUGUUUCAGUGGGCACACAAAAACCUUAAAGCAAAAUAUAUUGAGUCAGGAUCUGCAUGUGCUACUACCAGCAUGAGUUCGAAAGAAUGGUUACUGAAAAAUUAUGGGCGAUUCUAUAUUUUCGCACUAGUUGAAGAACUGAAUCUACUAAAUAAUCAGUUUAAUGGGUUUGAUGUGCUCAUAUAUUUCACAUCUGCACAACUAGCCCAGUUCACAGUGACAUCAAGAUCGCUAGAAAAUAAAACAAAUUUUUUCAACAUUUUUGAACACAUCCCAGAUAUCAGUAGCUUAGGCGUCUACCUGGAUACUUUGAAUACUCUGUCACCAGAUUUACUUAAAAACUGUGUUUUUGGAACUGAUAUUUUGAAUGGCAUUAUAUCCUUAUUAUCUGAAGAAUUCAAAACGUUUUCUCUGAACUAUAUUGUUAAGUGGUUCCAAGACAGGCUAAGAAUGUUGCUGUACCAUAUCAAUGCUUCUAUUUAUGAAGAGAUCCUAAAGACGGCUGCUUGUGACUCUUUCCAAGCAAUCAAUAAAGCAUUGUUUCUUAUUUAUGAUAAUAUGGAGCCAACAAGUCAGGCAAAUAUAUAUGAAGUCAUGAAAAUCUAUCUUCAGUUGAAGCAUGACAGAAAAUCAGGCAUUUCUUGCAAAGGUACAGCAACAGACAGCAGAACCUGGUUAUUCACAAACAUUGGGAGAUUCAGUGUAUUUGCCAGAUACAAAGACUUUCCUCUUCUGUACAGAAACUUCAAUGGUUUUACCAUUCUUGAUAUUAUGACCCCUGAACAACUUGCAGAGUUCACUGUGCAGUCAAAUGGAUUGAAUAAUGAGGAAACAGUCUUCCAGAUUAUGUACCAUAUGGAAAACAGGACUAUGUCAGAAAUCUACAGGUUCUUAGAUGAGCUUGCAAUGUCAGCUGGUGAGAUAGGUCUAACUGUCAUCGGCAAUGAUCAAGUAAGAUCAAGGAUGCUGUCACAAGUUGUGAAGGACCUCGAACUCUAUUUAUCUGCUUUUACUGUUAGCGACUGGACAAUUUGUCUGGAGAAGCUUCAGCUGUUGAUGCCAAGUACUAAUAGUGACAUAAUGGCAUUGUUUACUCCUGAUUCCUGUGACGCAUUCCAAGUAAUCAUUGAAGGACUAGAUAAAUCCUACUCCUUUAUGCCUCAAGCUAAUCGGAAAGAUAUUUACGAAGCUAUCAUCACAUAUCUUAUGAAUCAGUUGAAUGUUACAGGUUCACCAUGUACUGCCAACACAUCUGACAGCAGAGACUGGUUUAUCAAGUACUUCAGAAAAUUUUCAGUGCUUGCACCAUUUGGAGAACUUGUCCAAGUCAACCAACAUUUUAAUGAGAUGUUGGUGCUAGAUGAUUUCACCAUAACUCAGCUGGCUGAUGUAGCCAUUCUGUACGUAACGCAAAAUAAUGUGGACAAGUUUGGCUUAGUUAUGCAUGCAGUGCAAAUCAGGAAACCUACAGAUGCCUAUGACUUCAUUAUAGCAUUUCAAAGCUAUGCAGACAAGGAAAACAUCACUAUUCUUCCUGAAGGAAUCAGAACUGCCAUGUCUUUUGCUAUAUUUCAGCAAGUCAAACAACUGUUUCCAGCAUUUAAUGAGUCUCAGUGGAAAGACACCUUCCAGAAAUACUUGAAAUUGAUCAUCUCUGACAUAAAUAUUGGAACACUUGGCGAGAUCCCAAAUAAAAUCUCUUGUACAGCUUUUCAAUCAGUGGUUGAAGGGCUAGACUCUGGAUUUUCAGACAUGACAUCAGUCAGCAAACGAGAUGUGCGUAAUAUGAUAAAAAGCUACCUAGGCCCGAAGAAAACUAAAGUUGUAGGACCCCCUUGCCCAGGCAGAGACAGUGCAGACUGGAUCCUGAAGAAUUUUAAAUCUUUUAUGAUCAUUGCUGAGUACAGUGACUUCACAGAUCUUAACGGUAACUUCGAUGGUAUGAAUGCAGUCAGCAUCCUGUCUUCACGGCAACUUGCGCAUAUGUGCUUUGUAACUGAUGCCUUACAGAACAAAGAUAGCAUUCUAAAGAUCCUUGCUAAUGUAGACCCUGAAGAGCUUUCUGCUUUCAUGGAUCAAUUUAAUGAGCGAGCAAACCAGAUAAAUCUCUACAGUCUUCCAAAUACUGAGGUGCAAAAAGUGAUGCUGAGGACGAUCUUCUGUAAACUCAGAGAAGCAUUUUCAACUUUUUCAAAUGACGAUUACGUGCUGUGGUUUCAAGUUAGGCUAAAGCUGUUUCUGGCUGGUAUUGAUCAAGCAGCUCUUGAGUACUUACCGUCAAAUAUGACAUGCAACUCUUUUCAAGUCAUAAUAAAAGCUAUAAAUGAUGUGAUACGUACAGAUGGCUACACAAAUGGUGCAGAUCUUUACCUCUUUGCAAGAAAAAUUCUACAGAUACAGCUUCAGUCCACAGGUUCAGCAUGUGCAGAUGGUGUCACAGGAGAUCUAGAAUGGAUUGAGAAUAAUUUUGGAGUUUCUGUCAAGUUUGCCAAUUACUCAGAUUUAAUCAGCUUGAAACCUAACUUCGAUGGAUUACAGACUCGUCAGGUCCUCACCAGUGUUCAGAUGAGCAGCCUGGCAGUGAACUCUACUGCGCUAUCCAACCCUGAUGAUAUGGGCGCCAUCUUUGACGCAAUUCAAAACGCAGGAGAUACACAGUUUCUUGCCAGAUUCUUGGAAUCCUUCAACAGCCUAAUGAUGCAGACAUCAAAAACGUUGAACUCCAAUGUGAAGGAUGUAAUGUUGUUGAGAUCUCUUCAGAUCAUAGCACCACAGUUCAGCUUUCUAGGACAGCAAGAUGUGAAUACGUGGCUAAAGAGACUACAAGGAUUUCUUCUCGGCAUUAAUUCUGCUGUUUUAAAGUUAUUUCCUAUAGAUAUGCCAUGUGAAAAUUUCCAAGCCAUAGUGAAAGUUAUAAAGUGUGUUUACUCGGACCUAACAACAGAACAGAAAGAAGAUGUGUAUGCUUUCCAGAUAAAUUAUUUGCUGUCUCAGUAUAAUACUGGAGGUUCUGCAUGUGAUAUGAAUACAUCUGGAAGUAAACCCUGGCUACAAGCAAACCUUGGACCGUUCUGCUCUUUUGCAUCUGCUAGUGUACUUUCAGGGCUCUCUCUCCAAUUUAAUAGUACAAGUUUCACAAAGGAUUGUUCAAAUAUCCAAACUGUAAUUCUCUAAUCCUUAAAAACAAAAUAAUCACUGAUAUUAAAUAUUCUCAGAUGUUAAGAAUGCCUUUUAUGAGAACAGGGACAUAAAAUUAAAAUCUUGCAUGCCUUUGGAAUUCUGUUUGUUUGCAUAAUACUCUUUUAGUAUGGACUUUACUUUGAAGCUCAUGUAAUUUAAUUAAUACAUAAGAAUAAUUUUAGACUUCUGAUUUGUAGUACAUAACAUCAGACUUUAGAUGUAGUAUUUUAGUAAGUAUAUGUGGAGUAUCCCUAUUAUAAAUUGACAUUGUGGUUAAUUUAAGGUAACAGGCACUAAUUCCAGAAAACCAUACAGAGGGCUUUCCUAUAGCACUAUUUUACUAGUGUUGGUUAUGAUUAUAUAGCCAUAGUGCAUUGCUACUAUAAUAUACAUGUCUAUAAGAAAUCAUUUUUUCAAUAUUGAAGUAAAAGAAAAAAAAAUGUUUUUCUUUGUCCAAUAGUCUGGAAAAUGAGUCAAAAACAAAUACCCUAACAACUUUGACUUCUUAUGCUUCUUAUCUGACUUUAAAAUUCCUGUAUCUUUUUUUCUUUAAAUUUGGAAAUGCUUCUUAUUAUUUUUAUUAAAGCACACCACUAAAAAUA
Molecule: messenger RNA, 8099 nt
Organism: Protopterus annectens (West African lungfish)
Lineage: Eukaryota; Metazoa; Chordata; Ceratodontiformes; Protopteridae
Exons: 54
Coding region: 148-7491 (2447 amino acids)
Source: RefSeq, a predicted model, not a curated record